AUGGCUCCCAAGUCCCCUGCCAGCAACAAGAAGCCAGCCGCAGGCUCGCCCAAGCAGAAGAGCCCCAAGAAGGCCAAGACCGAGGAGGAGGAGCUGCCGGCCGCCGUGGCCGCCGCCGAGGAGGAGGAGGAGGCCGAGGUUGACGUGGGCGAGGAGGAGGAGGAGGCUGGGGAUGUGGAGGGGGGGCCAGCCGCGGGCGAGGGCCCUGCGACGCGCACCCGCGCCAAGGACGAGGGCGCCGCCCCCGCCAGCGCCGCCAAGCAGACCGCCAAGGUGGCUGCCACCAACGCCCUGCCCCAGCCCACCAUCGUGGACAUCCUGCUGGGCGACCACCGCGACACCGUGGCCCUGCUGAAGCACUUUGACGAGGUGUCUGGGUCGGGCGACAAGCUGAUGCUGGAGAAGCUGACCGAUGCCAUCGCCAUCACCAUCCGCCUGCACUCCCAGGCGCGCCCCAGGGCAGCCGCGCAGCCACCCUCAGCAGCAUCCUCCAUCCUGCCACCCACCACCACACUAGCACCCACCUGUGCGUCCUUGGAGCGUGCCACCCUGCAGGCGGAGUUUGAGGUGCUGUACCCGGUGAUGGAGAGGCGGCUGGGGGCCAAGGGCAAGGAGGCGCGGGAGCACAGCGUGGAGGAGCACUCCAAGAUUGAGGGGGACCUGGUCAGGGCGCUGGAGAUGCGCAAGGAGGGCGGCAAGGAGCUGGCCGGCACCAUCAAGGAGGUGAUGGAUUUGUUCAUCAAGCACCUGGGGGAGGAGGAGAACGAGCUGGUGCCCAAGAUGCUGGCGCAGAUGUCUGAGGAGGAGCAGGUGGAGCUGGCUGCCUCCUUCCUGGAGGCCAAGGCCAAGGCGCUGCUGACCCCGCAGCCCGCCACAGCCUGA
This is a messenger RNA of Chlorella variabilis, 882 nucleotides long. RefSeq lists its product as hypothetical. Lineage: Eukaryota; Viridiplantae; Chlorophyta; Trebouxiophyceae; Chlorellales; Chlorellaceae. Bases 1 to 882 code for a protein of 293 amino acids. The transcript has 7 exons. The record is from RefSeq and is a predicted model, not a curated record.